Messenger RNA from Impatiens glandulifera, 683 nucleotides. RefSeq lists its product as uncharacterized. Lineage: Eukaryota; Viridiplantae; Streptophyta; Magnoliopsida; Ericales; Balsaminaceae. The transcript has a single exon. The record is from RefSeq and is a predicted model, not a curated record. The coding region runs from base 61 to 492 and encodes 143 amino acids.
UCCUCAUUUACACAAACACCUCACAAGCAAUCAAAUACUCUUCUCGCCGGAAAAUCAAAGAUGUCGAUUCAGACCGCCAUUAACCACCGCGAGAACGCCGAGAUUAUCACCGGCGACUCUCUCCUCUGCAAGCAGAAAUCAAAAGAACUCUUGGAGAAGAUUCACAUGCCAAAAGGUCUCCUUCCUUUAGACGAUAUCGAAGAAGUGGGUUACAAUGAGAAGACCGGAUUCGUCUGGCUAAGGCAGAAGAAAGGAAAGGAACACAAGUUUAAGAAGAUCGGAAAACAGGUGUGGUACGAUACAGAGGUUACGGCAUUUGUGGAGAAUCAACGUAUGCGAAAGCUGAAAGGAGUGAAGAGCAAGGAAUUGUUGAUCUGGAUUACGAUCAAUGAGAUCUAUAUUGAUGCUGAAGAUCCGGAGAAGAUUACUUUUGGUACUCCGACUGGAAUUUCUAGAUCUUUUCCGGCCACGGCGUUUGCGGAAGGGGAGUGAAAUUAAAUGAUGGUGGUGCAGAGUUCAUGGAUGGGCAUCUUUUCUUUCUCUUUUUCUUUAAUUAAUGGUUUCGAUAAAAUGUAUUAUCUAUAUGUUUACUAUUCGGGGGGGGGACGAGAGACGGUUUUAAAUUGUAAUCCUGAUGAAAAUUAUCUAUUUUUUCGCUAUAUUAAAAAUGAAUCUGAUCUGUA